This is a messenger RNA of Lottia gigantea (owl limpet), 864 nucleotides long. RefSeq lists its product as hypothetical. NCBI's taxonomy places the organism in Eukaryota, Metazoa, Mollusca, Gastropoda, Lottiidae. The transcript has 3 exons. Bases 1 to 864 code for a protein of 287 amino acids. The record is from RefSeq and is a predicted model, not a curated record.
AUGUUGCUUUUAAACCUUGGACUUUUUGUGGCUAUAAUUUGUGGCGCUCAAUCUGCAGACCUAAAGUUCGACUCCGGGAUAAAUAAAUGUAAGCUGGACAACCGUGAGAUCGACGAGGCUUCCGGACUCGCAGCCAGCCAAAUUCAUCCCGGGAUACUCUACAUGGAAAACGAUAAAGGCGAUACGAAUAGGAUCUUCGCUGUGGACACCACCAAUUGUCAUAUGGCUGCUAUGCUGACCAUUGCCGGUGUGGACAAUUAUGACUGGGAAGAUUUAGCUGUGGGACCCUGCGGAAGCAAUUCAUGCAUCUAUAUAGCUGAAACUGGUGACCACGCUGAAGAUGGUGCUAAGAACAUCAUCUACAGAGUGCGAGAACCAGCCAUCAUGAAAAACCAAACCCUCCAGUUGGACAGUCAGCUUCAUUUCAAGUGGGGUGAACCGGAUUGCGAAACGGUAAUGAUUACACCAAAUGAAGACGUUUACACCGUUUCUAAAGUUGUUGGUGGUCAUGGCAGAUUAGCCAAAUUCUCUCACACCGCAUGGGGAAGUGGGAAAACCGUCGCCGCCGAAGCUUCAGUAGUCCUCAACCAAUCAUCCAGUCAUCACGACCCCGUAGGAGGAGACAUUUCGCUGGAUGGCAAAGAGAUGCUCAUCAAAUACAAGCAGCAUGUGUACUAUUGGCACGUACCGGAUGGUGAUUAUAUCAAGGCUGUAACUAGUGUUCCUAUUGAGUUGCCAAUCAUUAAGGAAAAGAGGGGAGAGUCGGUGUGUUGGGACGCUCGGGGAAUAGACUAUUAUACCAUCAGUGAAGGGAAGUUGCCGGAUCUUCAUUACUUCAAGAGAACCUCGUCCAUAAUUGGAUGA